GUUUUGUUGGGUUUCUUUUUUUUCCUACCAGGCUAUGGAUCGCUCGGUCUGAUGACGUCUGUCCUGCUUUGUCCGGAUGGCAAGACGAUGGAGUCUGAGGCAGCUCAUGGCACGGUGACUCGCCAUUAUAGAGAAUACCAAAAGGGUCGCCCUACCAGCACCAAUCCAGUGGCGAGCAUAUUUGCCUGGACUCGAGGUCUGCUGCAUCGCGCCAAGCUCGACGGGAAUGCUGAACUCGAAAAGUUCUGUCGCACUCUGGAGGAGGCGUGCGUUAAAACAAUUGAAUCCGGAAAGAUGACCAAAGAUCUUGCUAUCUGUGUUCACAAGACCACUUCGGUGAAUCCUGACCAAUAUCUGAAUACAAUGGAGUUUUUAGAAGCAGUCAGUCAGAAGUUCGAGUCCCUGAUGCAAGCAUCAUGA
Dibothriocephalus latus is the source of this 420-nucleotide messenger RNA. Lineage: Eukaryota; Metazoa; Platyhelminthes; Cestoda; Diphyllobothriidea; Diphyllobothriidae. The record is from the annotation of a GenBank genome assembly.